CACUCGCAAGGUAGUUUCCAUUGUCAGGACUUGUUAUGGUUUAAAAAACAAACGGAAGCAAAUCUCGCCGAUUGCCAGCGGACGCCCUUGCAACUGCCAGCACCUGAUGUUCUUCAGCGCUCUGUAGCUGCUGUCCACAAUGGUCUCCCUGACCAGAGAAUUCCAGAACAAAGAUGACGCAUACUGCUUCUCCUUAGCUAAAGCCCUUUACUGUGUCACCACGCCAGUGACAGUUGGGUUCUACGCCCCGUGGGGACACUGCAAAAAUUUUCUCUUGGACCGGAUCCAAUGCUACAUGCGUCUUCAGGGGCAGAAAAAAGACCAGCAGGAGCUUCGGCGGACGGGAGUGAAACAGCGAGGGGCCUCCGGCUGGGAUCUGGUCUCCCUCGUCUUCCUUAUGAUCUUCUACCGCCCCGUCCUGACCCCACAGCACAAGCAGCGGAAGAAUGUGCAGCACCUUUUUAUCCAGUUCAGCGCCUGGGAAUAUGCCGGAAGUGACCAGCUCUGGGCCGGCCUCAUCACUACCCUGUGUGAUGGCAUUGAAGGCCAUUUUGGGCUUGUCCCUGUGAGUCUCUAUCGGGCCGUGGGCAGGAAAUCUGGCAUUGUCCAGGGGCCUCUCGAUAAAGAAUGGGUCAGCAAGAAAUUCCUCUGCCUUCCAUUGUGGGCCGCUGUCCUUCUAGUUUCCGGAGUGGCCAUCGGGGUGGCUGUCCUCAUCUUUGUUUUUGGGGUACCCGUCGGCAAUGCUUCGGGAGACGCCAUUGCUCUUGUCGAGGGCAUUGGGGCCACGGCGGUGGGCAUCACUGCAGCAGCAGCCAUCAGAACAGCCGUCAUGGUGGCACGGAAUGUCAUCGUCACGCAGAAGGCCCAGCUGGAGAGACAGAUGAACCGGAUGGACCUCAGCGCCCAGCUGGGUUUCAUGAGCAACGUCAAGAGGGAAGUCAAGGUCGUUGCGCGGUUCCUCCAGUUCAUGGAGAUCUUCCAGCGGAGGAAGCUGCGAGUGGUUCUGAUGAUCUCCAGCCUGGACCGGUGCAGCCCUGACAAAGUCGUGGGUGUUCUCGAUGCCAUGAACAUCCUUCUCUCCGACUACGAGUCACCCUUCAUCUCCAUCCUGGCCGUUGACCCAAGCGUGAUUGUGGACUGUGUGGAGAGCUCCUUGUACAUGAAAGGCAUGGCCAACAACGGCUACGAGUUCUUGAACCGCACCAUCACCUUGCCCUUCUCGGUUCCCAAGAUGGACUGCAACACCAAAAUGCAGCUGAUUAAAAGUAUUGUGGACUGGAGGGAAGAGAUGGAGAAAAGCUUCGGAGAUGAGGAAGAACUGGAAGCGGAUUCGCAGCAGAGAAACCGGCAGGCAAACCAGGCAGGGCCUCUUUCGGGAUCAGCCCUGCGCCUCUGCAGUGAUUCUGCUGCCCGUCACGUGCCCCGGCGGAAAAAGGACGACGAUGAGCUGCCUUUGGUGGUCAUAAGCCCUGGUAGGGAAGAGCUGCUGAAAAGGAAGGGCGGGAAGGGCUUCAAAGCCAAAGAUCUCAUCCAGGAGGCGCUUGACUUCCUCCUGGACAAAAGCAUGAAGGAAUACAUGACGGACAACUUGGUGCAGAUGAAAAGGAUCAUUAACACAGUCGCCGUCACCGUCAGACUCAUGGCCACGCAGGUCCCCCAGGAGAAGCUGUGCCCGCAGAAGGCGGCCGCCUGGGUGCUCCUCGUCAAUCAGUGGCCCUGUCGCCUGAGCUGGAUCCUGCAGUGCAUCGAGGACGACAUGCAGAUGAGCCACUGGGGCUCGAACCGAGGGGGCCAGCUGGCCCCCAGUCUCUUCCUGUGGGAGGUUUACGAGAAGUAUUUGGAAGAACUCGACAUGAUGAAAGGCCAGUUGGAGAAGCUGCUGGAGCUGGACGGUGACCCAGAGCUCUUCCAAAGUUUCCUCUAUUGCAGGUUCCAGGUAGAGGACGCCAUCUUUUUCCUGCCCUUUACAGUCAAUUUGGACUCCUCCUUGAAGAGGCACAUGGAACUGCUGCGAGGCAGCCACAGCCUGAAGCGAACAGAGAAGCUGCUGGGCUUUUCCAAAUGCUCCUUGCUGAGGAUGUCGGUGGAAGAGGUCUGCCUGGAGAUGGACAAACUUGACCUGAAAGAGGAGAAUAUCCAACGAUAUAAAGAGAGGCUGAAGGAGCAUAAUUUGAAUGGAAGGGCCCUGGUUUAUAGUGACAGGAAUGAAAUCAAAGAGGCUCUGGGCAUGGGCCUGGGUGAAUGGAUGACAUUCAGCGUGCAUUUCCUUGGCUCCGUUCCCCCACAGGGUUCCUUCCCUUCAACAGCAUCCCCAGCCCUGGUCUGUGGGGAGAAGAACUGGUUAGGCUUGCAACAGAACGCGCCAAGAGGGAGCCACGUGUCAGUGAACAUUUCCAAGGAAAAUCUUCACCGGUAGUUUGGUUAUGAGUCUCCUCCUAAACGAGUCAGAAUUUCAGAAGCUGAAAUGAGAACUCGACUUGCUGCAGCUACAAAAACUCAAGCAUUUUGUUUCAGGGAUAGGCAAGCUGGCCCGAGCCUCGGGAGCCGUUGUGUAGUCUCUGGAUGCCAGGGGCAAAAAUUAGGCAACUUUGUGUUUGGGAGUCUUCCACGUUCUUCUGUAUCUGGAGGCCCCAAAUAAUUUGCAUG
This is a messenger RNA of Eublepharis macularius, 2646 nucleotides long. RefSeq names its product NTPase KAP family P-loop domain-containing protein 1-like. The transcript is spliced from 5 exons. The record is from RefSeq and is a predicted model, not a curated record. Bases 140 to 2416 code for a protein of 758 amino acids. NCBI's taxonomy places the organism in Eukaryota, Metazoa, Chordata, Lepidosauria, Squamata, Eublepharidae.